Messenger RNA from Kockovaella imperatae, 1134 nucleotides. RefSeq lists its product as hypothetical. The transcript is spliced from 5 exons. The record is from RefSeq and is a predicted model, not a curated record. Gene Ontology annotation, cellular component: endoplasmic reticulum. Lineage: Eukaryota; Fungi; Basidiomycota; Tremellomycetes; Tremellales; Cuniculitremaceae. The coding region runs from base 1 to 1134 and encodes 377 amino acids.
AUGCGCCUCAAUCACCUCUCCAUACCGCUGCUCGCGGUGGCUUCGACAUCGCUGGCAUAUCAAGCACAAGAGCCAUUCCAGAUUUAUCUUUAUCCCACUCCAUCCGAUGCUUCGCCUCUCGCCUCCGCUCCGACCCUGACGGCCGCUCAAGCCAAGGCUGUCUUAUCGCAUCAUCUGGGUGAAGCCAUCGGAGACUUUGAGGAGAUCCCUUCUGAUGAAGGGUUAUGGAGUCACUUGUUGCAUAUGUGGAGUGGGGACCAUCGAGGUCAUGGACUAAGUCAAGCGAGCGGGAGUGGGAGGACAAAGGCCAAAGUGGUGAUCAUCGAAGGGGGUGUCACAGCUCAGGAUGUCUUGCCCACAUCACUACCCACCUCUCCUUCCUUCUACCUCGAGGAUGGGUCAUCCACCUCCUCCUUACUCGCUCCAUACCUUCGUAGCGCAUCCAACCUACUUGAUCACAUUUUGGAGUCUCUGCCCGAAUGGACGAAGAGUUCUAAAGACACGUUUGAGCUGGCGGGAACGCGCGCCGCCACUGCUCUCGGGCACGAGCUCGAGUGUCUCACCGCCAUGGCUGAUUCAAUCCCGUGGCUGGACUCUGUCAAGCAUUCGUCCACCUGGGAGGCAAUCUCCAUCCAUGGUCUGAGUCAUGUGAACAAGCAGGAUGAAGUAUGGGAAGAAGGCAGGAAAGGCGUUCAGGCGGGAUUGGCCGCGAUGACUACUCCGGACUCUCCUCCUCUGCUCCUCAUUAUCCGGCCAUCAACCUCUCCUCGGCUCUACGCUCGAGCCUUGCCUCCAAUCCUCAAAGCCCGUCAAGAGGCUGGCAAUACGACAAUGUCAUGCUACGCCUCAGAGGAUGACUGCAAAUCAGCCACAUCAUGUAACGGGCGAGGAUCUUGUGCUUUGCAAUCAAAGACCGACAACGGAGAGUGCUGGGGAUGCAAAUGCUCAAGCGGAUAUGCGGGCACGACCUGUCAAAAGAACGAUUACUCCACCCCCUUCAUCCUCAUCGUCUUCUCCACCCUUCUCUUAUCAAUCCUUGCGAUCGGAAGCGUCGCAUUGUUGUACACUGUAGGAGAAACCAAACUUCCUUCCACUUUGAAUUUGGCUGUUGGGGGAUCGAUAAAACGGGACUAG